This is a messenger RNA of Cucurbita moschata (crookneck pumpkin), 2967 nucleotides long. RefSeq names its product TSL-kinase interacting protein 1-like. Gene Ontology annotation, cellular component: nucleus. Gene Ontology annotation, biological process: pattern specification process. The record is from RefSeq and is a predicted model, not a curated record. The coding region runs from base 253 to 2562 and encodes 769 amino acids. Lineage: Eukaryota; Viridiplantae; Streptophyta; Magnoliopsida; Cucurbitales; Cucurbitaceae. Gene Ontology annotation, molecular function: chromatin binding. The transcript is spliced from 14 exons.
AAAGUAAAAUUAUUGUUUUUAUUUUUAUUUUUCUUUUCUCCUUCUUUCUCAUCUCUCAACUGUACACGGCUGUCGGAAAAUUCUCUCCGGUUUUCAUCGUUUACGUCUAAUAUACGAAGCUUGUGGAAUUGCAGAUUGUUCGAUUUCUUGAAUCUUCUGGUAUUGUCAGUAUAUUUAGGUUUCUGAUGCUUAAGAGCAUCAUUUGGAAGUCGAUGAAGGACAAGAGUAAAUAGUUCAUUAAAGAAAUAUAAAAUGCAGACAGAUUCAAUACUCUCCUCCAACUCGGAGACACAUCUUCUUUCGGAGACUAUCAUUGCUCAUGUUGGAGAUCAGGGCAUUGCAGCAUCAACUCCUGAUCGUGUCAUAGAACCCCUGCCUGCCAAAAGGCCUACUCGACAAUGGGCUGCUUGGACACGUGAAGAGGAGGAAAGUUUCUUCACUGCAUUACGGCAAGUUGGAAAGAAUUUUGAAAAGAUCACUUGCCAUGUCCAAAGCAAAAACAAGGACCAGGUCAGACACUACUAUUACCGUCUAGUAAGGCGUAUGAAUAAGCUGUUGGCUCCUGGGUUAUGUCUGGAUGCAAAAAAUUCUAAGGAUACUAAUGCUGCAAUGCUCCGAUGGUGGUCAUUACUGGAAAAAUACAGUUGCAAAGCUUCAAAGCUUCACCUGAAACCCCGACGUUUUAAGAUUUUUGUUGAAGCCUUGGAGCAUCAACUUUUGAAAGAUCGGAAGAAGACUGUAAGAAAACGUCCAUUGCAGGGAGAAAACUGCCCUCCACCCAUGCCAAAUGCUGUCUCUAAUCAGAGUAGAGCUUUAGGGCAUGAUGGGCGUGCAGUUAAAUUAGUCUUAGUUGACACUCAAAACAUUCCAAAAUUGGGCCAUAGGAAAACUGCAUCAAGACGCAAUGUGAAUGUUGGUAUUAACCGUGGAAACAAUGGUGGAUAUCCCACAGUCCUUAAACCAUCAAGGCAGAGAAGAAAAUCAGAAGGUGUAUCAUCAGCUGCAUAUAAAAAAUGGGAAAAAGCUGCAAUAGCAGGCGUUUCUUUGGUUGCUGAUGCUGCCGAGCAUUUAGAGCGCACUAUUACAAACAGAGAUGUUUUACAUGAUCAAAAUACUGUAGGGGAAAAGAAUUCUGAUCCUGUUGGGAGCCCCUUGCUGCUAUUGGCUCCUCUUCAGCCAAAUUCCUUGAUUGAUGUUGCUAAUACAAAGCUGAAGCUUCAGCUAUUCCCAGUUGAUGAUGGUACUCGAAGAGCCUUGGAAUUGGACAAACACAAUCCACACUUGGAGCUCACUCUUAGUACUCGCAAGAAAAUCUCAUCAGUUUUAGAGCAUCUAAGUCGCAAAUGGGGUAAUUCAAGUGCUGCUCAUGGAGCGCUUAUGCUUUUUCCUUACAGUAUGCAGAAAAAAUGCCUGGCAGAAUGUCAGAGAUGGACACAGGACUCCUUUGAGAGUGCGGGUGACGUAUAUGCGGCAAUUGGAAGGCCUCAAGUUUUCCGUUUAAGGUAUGGUUGGUGUUCCAAUGCAGAAAUUGGGUCUCCUGAAUUACAGACAUCCGUGCCAGCAUACUGCAUUCAAGAUGAUCAUAUUAUAGAUGCCAGGGAUAUCGACGGACGGAUUGUGGAUUUAGCAUCAAUCAAUGAUCAACCUGUAGGUCUUAAUAAGGAUGAAGUAGGUACAUUGAAUGAUAAUAUGUCAACUCCUACUGUGCCCAAUGAGACAGAAAGGUUCAUAUGUGGACGUCUGGAUGAUCUUCCAAGGUCCUCUGAUCCUACUUUAAACAUAUCAUGGGAUAAAAAAGAUGUUGCUGAUAGAACCUUCAUCCAACGAUCUGAUGAUGUGGAUGACCUGAAGUUAAGCAAUGAAACUUCCUUAUCAGCCGGAGAGUGGGCUGACAGCCUUACAAAUAUAAACAUUGGAGACCUACUUUCAGGAGUUUCUCAGGAUGUGGAUCCCAACUGCAUUGACACUCCUCUCACGGAAGGCAUCCAGUGUCUUCAGCAGAUUCCAUUCAGCUGUGAUUCAUUUGAUGCUGCAAUAGCUGCUCAUAUAUCCAGACAGCAAGACAAGACAGUUUCUCAACCAACUUUGGCGUCUCAUGUAUCCUCCAUAUGGGACGCUGAAGAGACAUGCGAUGCCUUCUCAUUUCAAAAGAAUCCAGUUAUCCUUCAAGAGGUUCCUAGUUCAUCCCCUUUCUCUUCUUUACAAGGUUACAAACAUAUUGCUCGAACCUACUCCAUGGGAUCCAGCCACAUGGCCGAGGAAUUACUAUCAGACAGCCCUCCAGAAGAUCACAAUCAAGGAGACCCGAUGGACGAGUGUCAGUCUGAUCCACAGAUCUCGGAGACAAAAGAUCUCAAUGAGCUAGCUGACAUCUAUUGGCCUGAUUCUCUAGGCCCGUUGGAUUUGGAUUUGCCAUCUACUAACAAGUACCAUAGCGAAGAUCUAAUUUUAGGCGAUAGCCUUAGCAGCUUGAACCGUUUGAUAGCAAGCAGCUUGGAUGCAUUUCAAAAUUGCUCCUUUUUCGGUUUCGACAAGAAGGAAUCAUCAACAUUCAACAGCUGAGCUCCAGAAAGGCUCCAUUGUCAGAUUAUUUUAGAAAUGGAAGUCAAGGUGUUCGCUUUUGAAUCCAGAAAUUAGAGUGAAAAAGGAGAGAUUCAGUAGUUUUGAAUGCGAAAUAGAAUGGAAGGGAAGUUUAGUAUCUAAUAUAUAGUUGAAAGAGGAGGAGUGAGGGAGGAGGGAAGGACAUGGCCAAAGCCCAGUGCUGCCCAUGUAAGUAAACUCGACAAGUCUUGGUUUUGUAUCUAAAAAUUUCUUUGCUUUUGUACAAAAUAGACAUGGAAAGAAAAAUCUAACGUUCUUUUUCUUCUUGUUUGUUAAUGAGGGCUGUGUGUUCAGUUCCUGUAAAUUGUACAAGAACAUCUUCAACCCCCACCCACCCAAUUGCCAAAAUUUGUGAUAUUUGUUCUU